Molecule: messenger RNA, 2783 nt
Organism: Dipodomys ordii (Ord's kangaroo rat)
Lineage: Eukaryota; Metazoa; Chordata; Mammalia; Rodentia; Heteromyidae
Gene: Acox1
Product: acyl-CoA oxidase 1, palmitoyl
Exons: 14
Coding region: 13-1998 (661 amino acids)
Biological process (GO): very long-chain fatty acid metabolic process; fatty acid beta-oxidation using acyl-CoA oxidase; lipid homeostasis
Cellular component (GO): peroxisome
Molecular function (GO): FAD binding; fatty acid binding
Source: RefSeq, a predicted model, not a curated record
CUGGCCGACACCAUGAACCCCGACCUGCGCAGGGAGCGGGCCUCCGCCACCUUCAACCCGGAGCUCAUCACACACAUCCUGGACGGGGGUCCCGAGAACACCCGGCGUCGUCGGGAGAUCGAGGACUUGAUUGUGAAUGACCCAGAUUUCCAGCAUGAGGACUAUAACUUCCUCACUCGCAGCCAGCGUUAUGAGGCGGCUGUCAAGAAGAGUGCCAUCAUGGUAAAGAAGAUAAGGGAGUUUGGCAUUGCAGACCCUAAUGAAAUCAUGUGGUUUAAAAGACUACAAUUGGUCAAUUUUGUGGAACCUGUGGGCCUCAAUUACUCCAUGUUUAUUCCUACCUUGCUGAAUCAGGGCACCACUGCUCAGCAAGAGAAAUGGCUGAACGCGUCCCAGGAACUCCAGAUAAUUGGCACCUACGCCCAGACGGAAAUGGGCCACGGAACUCAUCUCCGAGGCUUAGAAACCACUGCCACGUAUGACCCCAAAACCCAAGAGUUCGUUCUCAACAGUCCUACAGUUACAUCCAUUAAAUGGUGGCCUGGUGGGCUUGGGAAGACUUCCAAUCAUGCCAUAGUUCUCGCCCAGCUCUACACUCAGGGGAAGUGCUAUGGAUUGCAUGCCUUCAUUGUACCUAUUCGUGAAAUGGGGACCCACAAGCCAUUGCCAGGUAUUUCUGUUGGAGACAUUGGCCCCAAAUUUGGUUAUGAAGAGAUGGAUAAUGGCUACCUGAAGAUGGACAACUAUCGUAUUCCCAGAGAGAACAUGCUAAUGAAGUAUGCACAGGUGCAGCCUGAUGGCACGUACGUAAAGCCUGUCAGUAAUAAACUGACCUACGGGACCAUGGUGUUCGUCAGGUCCUACCUUGUGGGAGCAGCAGCUCAGUCUCUGUCCAAGGCAUGCACCAUUGCCAUUCGAUACAGCGCCGUGAGGCACCAGUCUGAAAUCAAGUCAGGGGAUCCAGAACCACAGAUUUUGGAUUUUCAAACACAGCAAUAUAAACUAUUUCCACUUCUGGCCACUGCCUAUGCUUUCCAGUUUGUAGGCAGAUUCAUGAAAGACACCUACUAUCGAGUUAAUGAGGGCAUCGACCAAGGAGACCUGACUGAGCUGCCUGAGCUUCAUGCCCUCACUGCUGGGCUUAAGGCCUUCACCACCUGGAGAGCAAAUGCUGGUAUCGAAGAGUGUCGGAUGGCUUGUGGUGGGCAUGGCUAUUCUCAUUGCAGUGGUAUUCCCAAUAUUUAUGUCACUUUCACCCCAGCCUGCACCUUCGAGGGAGAAAACACAGUCAUGCUACUACAGAUGGCCAGGUUCUUAAUGAAAAGCUAUAAUCAGGUGAUCUCAGGGAAGUUGGUUUGUGGCACAGUGUCCUACUUGAAUGACCUACCCAGCCAGCGCAUCCAGCCGCAGCAGGUGGCAGCCUGGCCGACUGUGAUAGACAUCAACAGUCCCGAAAGCCUGACUGAGGCUUAUAAGCUCCGUGCAUCCAGACUUGUAGAAAUGGCUGCUAAAAACCUUCAGACUGCACAGAGUCACAGGAAAAACAAGGAGGUGGCAUGGAACCUAACUUCCGUUGACCUUGUUCGAGCAAGUGAGGCGCAUUGCCACUAUGUGAUCGUUAAGAUCUUUGCAGAAAAUCUACUCAACAUUCAAGAAAAAUCCAUCAAACUUGUCUUAAAGAACUUAUGUCUCUUGUAUUCUCUGUAUGGAAUCAGUCAGAAGUCAGGAGAUUUCCUUCAGGGGAAUAUUAUAACAGUGUCUCAGAUUGAACAAGUAAACCAGCGUAUAAUGGAGUUACUCACUGAAAUUCGCCCCAAUGCUGUUGCUUUGGUUGAUGCCUUUGAUUUUAAGGAUAUGACCCUUGGCUCUAUUCUCGGCCGCUAUGAUGGGAAUGUAUAUGAUAAUUUGUUUGAGUGGGCCAAGCGAUCCCCCCUGAACAAAACAGAGGUCCACGAAUCUUACCAUAAGCACCUGAAGCCACUGCAGUCCAAACUUUGAAGCUCAUUGUGCUCCAGAAAGCAUCUGUAUGCUGCUUCCUCCUACCUGAUGCACAGAUCUACGUGGAAUCUUUAUCAAAUUCAUAGAACUGUAGAACUAGUAGUGACUUGACCUCUAUCUUCUUUAUAUAAAUUUUUAAGAUAAACAGAUUUCAGAGAUUAAAUUUUAAAAAAUCAUGUGUUUAAGUGCAAUUAACACUGAAAGAGACUUGCUAAGCACUCAGAAAGUUUAAGAUACGCAGCAUGAUAGCUUCCACUUGAAAUGCUGCUAGUAGUGCCUACUGGUAGGCCAUGAUUUUUUAUCAUUAGUAGGAUUUUAACUACUAAAUACUAAUUAUUUUCACAUUUUGAUUGCUAAUCGCUGGUUCUGUAGGUGUUUUUAAACAAAGGUAUUUUAUGUGCAGUAGAUCUUCCCUAUCAAAUGACUUACCACUCCAACCAUGGGGCCUGGUUAAAGGCAAUACUGAAGAAAAUUGUGGGAAAGAAAGUAACUGGAAACCUUAACCCGAGGGUGUGUUUUCUGCCUGCUUCCCUUCUCUGCAGAAGCAUUGCUGCUGUCAUACUAACAUUUUCCAACAAGAUCUCCACACACUGCAGCACCCACAGCUCCUGAAGGUAUUCCCUUCAGGAAUUCUAUUGUUUCUAUAGGAGCCCUGUACACUUUUUGUCCCCAGCUUCUUGCACAGUUCAGAACAGUUGGCUCAAAAUCUAGCUUUUGACCUUUGCUGGGCCUUCCAUCAGUGGUAUUUGAUUUCCUUCCUCUCUUUCUCCCCCAUCCCCAAUAAU